Puccinia graminis f. sp. tritici CRL 75-36-700-3 is the source of this 494-nucleotide messenger RNA. RefSeq lists its product as uncharacterized. Lineage: Eukaryota; Fungi; Basidiomycota; Pucciniomycetes; Pucciniales; Pucciniaceae. Bases 1 to 390 code for a protein of 129 amino acids. The transcript has 6 exons. The record is from RefSeq and is a predicted model, not a curated record.
AUGGCAGUCGAUAUGAUGUUCCACAUUUCGCGAGCAGCGGCACCACAGCAGCACCUGUCUCAAGAAAGUCGCUGUAACUGCUUGGGUUGUAACAUGGACGAGUGGAAGCUUCAACCAAAUGCCCCUAUUUCUACCCACGCCUCCGACUCCGCAAAGAGAUGUCGGAAGGACAGUGUUUCAUCUCAAUCCAUCCAAUAUGAAACGAAUCGCAACGACGAAAAAAGAAUCACCCAAUCGGGACAGCUCAAAGAGAACCAGAACCACCUCGGGUCCAUCAAGGACACCCACGGGCUAAGGUCAACCAUCUCUGGUCGAAUCUCCUCUCCAACCCUUGCUACUCGCAUCAGCCACUGCAACGACGAACAACGAUCAGGUUCUUCGUCAACUUAGACAAAUACCGCAGCACACCUUACCAUCUCUGGAUCUUACUCAAUAUUAAUACAAAAGUUAAAAACACAAAAACAUUCUCAAUUCUCUUUUUCUUCUCUCUUUCG